GUUGAGAUGAAAAAGAGUCAUAGUAGUUUGAGACAAAUGAACGGAAUUUUGGGCUGAUUUUCAUUACAGACCCAAAGUCUCUUUGUUCCUUCCCGCCAAGUCGCCAACCUCCACAAAACCCUAGCUAGCCUCAUUUAUCUCUUAAACCCCUUACCCCCAUUUCUCAGUUACAGACUUAUUUCAUAAAAAAAAAAUUCCUCUCUAAUGGAAUCCCAAACCGUAAAAUCGAACAUAGUUCUGAUCCUAGAUUACGGUUCCCAGUACACCCACCUCAUUACUCGUCGAAUCCGGAGCCUAUCCAUCUUCUCCCUCUGCAUUUCCGGCACUUCCUCACUCAAAUCCAUCACCGAUUUAAACCCAUCUGUAAUAAUCCUCUCAGGUGGCCCUCAUUCGGUCCACUCCCCCGAUGCACCUUCUUUCCCAGAUGGAUUUGUGGAAUAUGUUGAAAAAAACGGUGUUUUUGUAUUGGGGAUUUGCUAUGGUUUGCAGUUGAUUGUACAGAAAUUGGGUGGUGAGGUUGCCAUUGGAGAGAAGCAGGAGUAUGGUAGAAUGGUGAUUGAGGUUGUAAAAGAUUGUGGCGGGUUGUUCGGGGGUAAGAAGAUUGGUGAUAAACAGGUCGUUUGGAUGAGCCAUGGCGAUGAGGCUGUGAAGCUGCCUAAUGGAUUCGAGGUGGUUGCGAGGAGCGAGCAAGGAGCGGUGGCGGCGAUGGAGAAUCCCAACAAGAGGUUUUAUGGUCUCCAGUACCAUCCAGAGGUAACACAUUCACCAGAGGGAAUGGAAACAUUGCGACAUUUUCUUCUCAAUAUUUGUGGAGUUGAAGCUGGUUGGAAAAUGAAAGAUGUAAUGGAGGAAGAAAUAAAAGUGAUAAGAAGUAUGGUCGGGCCUCAAGAUCAUGUUAUAUGUGCAUUAUCCGGAGGUGUAGAUUCAACUGUUGCAGCCACUCUUGUCCACAAAGCAAUUGGCGACAGGCUGCACUGUGUUUUUGUUGAUAACGGUUUGCUAAGAUACAAGGAACAAGAACGUGUGAUGGAAACAUUUGAAAGAGAUCUUCAUCUACCUGUUACCUGUGUUGAUGCAUCUGUGCAAUUUCUCAGUGAGUUGAAAGGUGUUACUGAUCCUGAGAAGAAGAGGAAAAUCAUCGGGAAGGAAUUCAUUGCAAUCUUUGAUGCUUUUGCUAAUGGUUUACAGAAAAAAUUUGGAAGGAAACCUACUUACUUGGUUCAAGGAACUUUGUAUCCAGAUGUAAUUGAAUCUUGCCCACCUCCGGGAAGUGGAAGGACCCACUCCCACACAAUUAAGAGCCAUCAUAAUGUUGGUGGGCUCCCUAAAGAUAUGAAGUUAAAGCUCAUUGAACCACUUAAGCUUCUAUUUAAGGACGAGGUUCGUGAAUUGGGUAAGAUUUUGGAUGUCCCGGUGUCGUUUUUGAAGCGCCACCCAUUUCCGGGGCCAGGGCUUGCUGUGAGGAUUCCUGGUGAUGUCACUCAAGGAAAUGCAUUGGAUAUUCUUCGCCAAGUGGAUGAAAUCUUUAUCCAAGCAAUUAAAGAUGCUGGGAUUUAUGAUGAAAUAUGGCAAGCAUUUGCUGUGUUUUUGCCUGUAAAAACAACUGGUGUUCAAGGAGAUCAAAGAACUCAUUCUAAUGCAGUUGCACUUAGAGCUGUUACAAGUCAAGAUGGCAUGACAGCAGACUGGUAUUACUUUGAGCAUAAGUUCCUAGAUGAUGUUUCAAGAAAGAUUUGCAACAGCGUUCGUGGUGUCAACCGAGUUUGUCUAGACAUUACAUCCAAGCCUCCAUCCACAAUUGAAUGGGAAUGAGAAUGAGAAUGAAUCAAUCUUUCAACAAUUCCUAGACUUGUUUAUGUUUAUGCAGCAAGCAUCUAGAUUCUUGUUAUAGGUAAUGAAUUUUCAAUUUUGUAUUGGGUACAA
Messenger RNA from Lactuca virosa, 1923 nucleotides. The record is from the annotation of a GenBank genome assembly. Lineage: Eukaryota; Viridiplantae; Streptophyta; Magnoliopsida; Asterales; Asteraceae.